Molecule: messenger RNA, 3269 nt
Organism: Aquila chrysaetos chrysaetos
Lineage: Eukaryota; Metazoa; Chordata; Aves; Accipitriformes; Accipitridae
Gene: ART4
Product: ADP-ribosyltransferase 4 (inactive) (Dombrock blood group)
Exons: 3
Coding region: 401-1306 (301 amino acids)
Molecular function (GO): NAD+-protein-arginine ADP-ribosyltransferase activity; NAD+ poly-ADP-ribosyltransferase activity
Source: RefSeq, a predicted model, not a curated record
AGGGCUUUUUAAGCUCUUGACCAGGGAGUGCUCUCCACCUCAUCCUGACACAUCGGUCCUCAGGAGAGAACUGCCUUAGACUUCUCCAAGCCAGGGUUUUCUUCCCUUUGCAAGAAGAACACCAGAUACCUUGGAAUUAAGAGAAUGAUCAAGGUGAAGAACAUCUAACCAGUGGGAGUUGGUGCAAUCAGACCCUUCCUUACGGAUUGUGGGCACACUUCUACCAGUAAACUGUCUGUUUGGUUUGAUUAACAACCUCUGAAUUGCUGUAAGAAUCUGGUGAAUGAUCUUUGGUUGAAGAAUUGUCACCAAAACCUGGGUGCAAAUUACAAACAGCAGAAUUUUCCACUUCAAGAAAAAAGGGAAAGAAACAGUUGUAGAUGACCUCUACUUGAGCUCAAUGUUCUUUACAGUGUCUUGGGUGGACUCUAGGAUGCCAGUGCUGCUGGCCAGCCUUCUGUUGCUGAUCUCCAUGCAAAGGCUGGCUGUGUCCCACCUCAUGAUGGAUAUGGCUCUGCAUUCCUUUGAUGACCAGUACCUGGGAUGCAGAGAGCAGGUGAUGGAAGAACUGGAGCGAGGAGACUAUUUCCAAAAGGAAAUAGCUGCUAACAAGGACUAUUUGAGUCUCUGGAAGAAGGCUCAGGAAGCUUUGUUAAAAAGCCCUGUAGGUCUCCUGAGGGAGAUGCAUGAGAGCCAUGCCAUAGUCCUCAUGGCUUACACCAUGAACUCUUCCCUGCACUCUCAGCUGAACUGGGCCACAUCUACGGCAGGAAGCUCUCCAGAGCACUACAGACACAACUUCAGUUUCAAAUAUUUUCACUUUUACCUGACGACUGCUAUCCAGAUAAUGAAGCAAUGGCAGAGCAGCAAGGAAAGCAUGGGGAAACGUAAGUGCUACCGGGUGCACAGGGGUGUGAAAGACUUACAUAUUGAGGCCAUGGUAGGUAGCAGGGUGCGAUUUGGCCGUUUCACUUCCACCUCCCGCCUCUGGAAUGAAGCCCGGAAGUUUGGGAAUGAAACUUUGUUCACGGUGACAACUUGCCUGGGAGCAGCUGUGCAAGGCUUUUCUCACUACACGUCUGAGAAGGAAGUCCUCAUUCCCCCUUACGAGAUAUUCCUCGUCAAAAGCUUCUUUCGGACACAGCACGGUAACCGGCUGCAUCUGCAUUCCAUGGGGAACUACAGCAAGUACCAGUGCCAGCUCGUGGCAGCUUCGAGAAGCAAGAACAGUGGUUCCACUGCCCUCGCCUCUGCUGUUCUUCCUAGCGUAGUUGGAGUUUUCCUGUGCUUGGCCCACAACGACUGAUUCUCUGGCUGCAUCUAGAUAUAUACACUGGAACAGCGGGCAAGAAGAAUUUGCAGGAAAUGAGUCUCUGGAGUUCCUGUUGUUACAGAAGUUUCAAUCCUGCCUUUGCUUUCAGCUGCAGCUCUCCAGCUGAGAUUGGAACAUUCAGCAUCAUUUAUCAAAACAGGUGUUCCCUGGACCCAUUCAGGUAGGAGGGCAUUAUCCAUGGCCUUUCUGAAGAGUAGAGCAGUGACACCCUUCACUGUAGGCAGCUUUUCCCUUAGGCAUUCAGGUAAGACACACAUGGACUUUGGACUCUUUACAGAUCUCUUAGUAGCUUUAUUUUUAGUGAGAAAGAGUCUGUCUGUGGGAUGCAAAAGGCACCAUGGUGGUAAAGUUGAGCGGGUAAGUGUGCAGCCUUGCAUAUCUCCUUUGAGUGCAGGGUCCCAGGGGACAGUAAAGUCAGAGGCUGCUGCACGGCGGUCUUUCCCCGCUGCGUGACCUCCUGCACCAAAGCCAUAGCUCUCAUCUCAAGCUGACUGUCAGCAUCUCGCACACGGGGGACGGAAGCAUGAAGCUGCCUUGAGACAUGAACUUAGCAGCAGAGGAUCACAAGACUUGUCAGGCCUGUCUUCAGCUUUCAUGCUUGACUUCAGCAUUUUUUCUGAAAAAGUCAGGCAGAUCCUGUGUUCAUAACAGUACUCUAGUGGCUGAUGAAUACAUGCUGGUCAUUUUACACCAAAACGAAGGAGAGCCUGUGAGCCCACUGCUGUCUUCUUGGGUGUUGGAUGUGACUGAAAUUCAGUUACCUGCCUUUCUACUUUGCUGGUCCGCAAUGUCUAAUGCUGGAGGUUGAAUGAACAUCACAAAUUGGAACUGGAACUUCUGGUUUAGCUAUAGACUCCUUUCACUUUAUGCGUUCAUUUAGCAGUUCUGGAGCCUUAGACACUCAAGCCAGAACAGCUAUGAAGUUCUCCCAUCUCCAAAAAGUAAGUGUGGAAAUUAUAAGAAACAUUUUCUGCCUGCAAUUCCCCUUUCCAACAUGCCUUGCUUGCUUCUUCACCCCCCGUCCCUCACCCCCACUGACACUAGCCCUGGGCUGAGGCUACAGUCAGAGCGGUUAUCUCACUGGUCCAAGGAGACUAGUCAUGGUGAUUUAACUUUGCAGUGGAGUCACCAAAUAAUUGAACUGAAACUCACUGACACAUUUCACAAAUGACCCCAGCUUUCAGCCACUGCUGAUCUUGGCAGGAAGCUGGAGUUCUGUACUCACCAGCCCCUGUGCAAAACAGUAAGCUACAAGCAAGCUAUCCGAACAAGAUCUGAACAUGAGGGCUGCACAAGUUGCCCAUCAGCUGGUUAGCCAAAAGUAAGGACAGCCAAAAUCACCUGUGUGAACUGCUGGACUCUCGGAGCAACUCCAUAUAAGCUUGGUGCUGGCAUUCCUUUGGAAAUCCUGUGGCAAGGAAUGCAGAAUUUAGGCACCGGAGGAAUAUUAACAUUAGAAAGGUAGGCAUUUCAGGAAUUUGGAUGUCUUCAGGUUUUAGCAGAUUAAAUGGAGGAUUUUGAGGCUCAGCGUCUUGUGUGUCAGAUUUAGGCAUCUGUAAUGCAGAGGCCAUCCUCUCAUCAUCUAAAACCUAGUAACAUGUUCUGUGAAACUGAACUACUGCCCCUGAAAUCCUGAGACAUGCUUGCCCAGGCAGCUAAACCAGAUUUAAUACAGAGCUAUUUUACUAUUAGCUUGUUUUCUAUUUAUAUUUCAUGUUACUUUCUUGUUGCUCUUGGCUUACUAGUGAUUUCAAAUAAUAAGUUGUCAGAACUUGAUUUUGCCCCCUAAAUGCUCAAAGAUACUAAGCCCAGAUUUCAAAAAAGAUGAAAAGACUAGAAGCAGCUGCUGCAGAUGCUCUUGUACGUGUGUUCAAAGAUGCUUAAACUCUUUCCUAUGUAAGAAUUACAGGAAUCAAGAUGGAUUUCUGACACAUCA